GUUUGCCUUGUCUCACUUUACCAGUACAUCAAUAGAAGACUAGUCUACUUGUGUAUGAAACUAGUAUAGAGUAUAGACUGCAUAAUAUUUCGGUGGGGAUUGCAAAAUGGCGGACCACAUACCUGAAGAUGUGAUAGCGAAGAUCUUCCAGAGGUUGCCCGUCAAAUCCUUAAUCCACUUCACCUCCGUUUCAAAGCGCUGGCGCCUCAUCAUUCUCCAAGAUCCUCACUUCGCCGCAUCCCAUUACCAAAUCGCUUCCCACAACAAAACGCUCCGUCACAGUGUCUGCUUCCGCAUCCACCUCGACUCUGACGGGUUCUUCGAAUCUCAAAUGACAUUGUCUUCUUUUCCAAUUGUGAAGAGAGACCUUCGCUGCCCGUUCAAGAAACCUCACAGCAUGGCUUACGUGUACUGUUCUUGCCGUGGUUUGGUGUAUGCAGGUGUUAACGGGAAGCAGAAGAUAGAGAUGUAUGUAUGGAACCCAUCAACUGGACUCUCCCAGAAACUAUCUGAUCCUGGUGUUAUAGAUGAGUAUCAGAUCUUUACUGGUUUCGGCUACGUCUUGGCCACCCACGACUACAAGAUUCUCAUCGCCAACUCUUGACUUGAGGAGGGAGAGCAUGCCAAGAUCCGCAUCUUCUCAUCGCAAUCCAAAUCUUGGAGAAGGAUUCAAGAUUCUCCAUAUUCGGACUUGUUUAUGACAGUUGUGGGGAUUCUUUGUAACGAGGCACUUCAUUGGCUGAUGUUCAAUGAUGAUGAUAUUGUUUCUUUUGAUUUAGCAAAUGAGAAGUUUCGGACAAUGGCGCUGCCUGUUGUUGGGGAGGAGUAUGGAGGUGACUAUUUCAGACAUGUAGGAGAGUCUGGAGGUUGUCUGUGUGUGUUUGGUCAGGCGGAUGUUACUGCUGCCUCUAUGGAUUUGUGGGUCAUGAGGGAAUAUGAUAAGGGUAACUCCUGGACUAAGCUUUUUAAAGUGAGGGUUUCCGAUCAGCCUGAUGAGCAGAUAAGUUUUGUCCAGCCAAUCUUGGGUACUGAAACUUGUACAUUUCUGGAGAUACAUACUGAAUCAGGAGGCGGGCCGAAGCUGGUCAGGAGUUAUCAUAAGGAAGAGAAGACUGAAGAGGUUCAUAUGGAUAGAUAUAGCCGCGAAAUAAUUGGGUAUGAAGAGAGUCUACUUUGGCUUGAGUAA
Messenger RNA from Fragaria vesca subsp. vesca, 1186 nucleotides. Its product is annotated as putative F-box protein At1g33530-like. Lineage: Eukaryota; Viridiplantae; Streptophyta; Magnoliopsida; Rosales; Rosaceae. The coding region runs from base 107 to 604 and encodes 165 amino acids. The record is from RefSeq and is a predicted model, not a curated record. The transcript has 2 exons. Gene Ontology annotation, molecular function: protein binding.